UGGAGGAGGAAACAGCGCGCAGGCGGAACCACAGUGAGGAGGGCGGCGAAGUGGAGGGAAAUUUAAAAAGUCCGGACUGCCUGGAGGUGGCAGAGCAACUGAGCCGCUCGAAGAAGUCAGUUAGCUACAUUAAAAUCGUUUUCCAACUUACACAAGCAGUUUGGGAACAUCAGAUAUAAACUUAUGAUCAGUUUCCAAACGGGUAUGACCGUCUUAUCCACAGAAUGGAGACUUAUCACAAUCAGUUUUUAGACUCGCCCUCCAAAAACAGUUACAUUGGGAGCUAUUACCAGCCUCCAGACAGGAUACUACCAAUACCAAGACAGCUGGAGUUCUCUGGACCCUCAUCCAUUAGAAUGGACCCACAAAUCACCAGCCUCCAGGUGUCUCAGACCAAACCUAAUAUUGACAGCGAAGCUGUUGUCGAUGCACUGAAGACCCUGCAGGAGAAAAUUAGGCGGUUGGAGCUGGAAAGGAAGCGGGCGGAGAGGAGCUACCAGCAGUUCUCCCAUGAUGCUCAGAAGCAUCAGCAGGUCACAGCAUCUUACACAGCCAGCCUGCCUGAGACCAAUAACAUUGGCAGGAAGGAGCUGGACUCCAAGCUCCGUUCUGCAGAGGCCCGUUGUAAGGUUCUUGAGAAGCAGCUGGACUACAUGAGGAAGAUGGUUGCAAACGCUAAGAAGGAGAGGAAUGCUCUCAUGGAGAAUCAGGCUUCACUGCAGAACCAGCAGCCGAGCAGCUCAAACGCCCAAACUCAGCGGGAGAAGCUGGAGAAACUUGAAUCCGAGUGUCUCAAAUUGAGCAGAACCCAAACGGCAGCAGAGAUGAAGCUUUCCAUUCUGGAGCAAAAACUACUGAAAGAAGAGCAUGAGCGUAAACUUGUGCAGGAAAAAGCAGAUGAGCUGCAGAGGGAGCUGGACAUCAGCCUUCAAUUGUCCAUGCCAACUACUGAAGAGAUAAAGCCAAAAAAGAAAACAAAAAAGGCCAUCAAGAAAACCUCUAAACAGAAUCAGCUGGCAUCACCAGGCGGCCCAAGGUGCAAAAUGCCUUUUGUUGCAGGAACGUCGAUAAGCCCGAGCCAUUCGGUCCACGCCAACGUACAAAGUAUCCUUCACAUGAUGAAGCACCACCAGCCCCAGCUGUGUGAACGAGUGAGUGCUCUGCACAGGUCUGGCUGCGGAGCCAAGAAAAGCCUCCGAAAGGACUUUUCUCCAUCUUCCACUGCUUUUAGGAAGCCUGAUAGCCUGCCGGAGCAAGCAGAUCCGUCACUGAGCUCACUGUCAGACCUGCUCUUGGCUUUGCAGGAUGAGCUUGGACAGAUGAGCUUUGAGCAUCAGGAGUUGGUGCGUCAGAUCGAUGCAACCCAACAUCGGGAGCAGAAGCAGGAUCUGCACAGAGAACUGGAGAGGCUGGUGGCCAGGAUGGAAGAGAAGGGAGUUCAGAUCACUAAGCUCCGCAAACACCAGCAGACGGUCCAGAAAUUGACCCAGAGCCAGCCGUGUGCCGAGGAACACGCAGCCAAGAAGUUGAGUGGGAUCAGGCCACCUGUUCCCUCUCUUGUUAAGGCUAAACAGAAGGGUAAGAAAGGUGGGACCGCCCACAAUAACCUGCACCUUCUCCGAGAGACCCAGAAGUUCAGAGACAGCCUCAAACAAGACGACCUCUGCUGGGAAACAUGAGGUUCUCUGCAAGACCAUUCUGUGUGCAGGCUUUGAUCCUACAGCUGGAUGAACCACCAGGCUCCCCUUGGUUCCUGUCAGUUUGUUUUCCCCUCUCUUCAAUCGGGCUCUGGGCCAUUUUUAGUAAUAGAUGAAAAGAGGGAAUAAAGUGUUUUACACAGAACUUGAUAAUGUGUUGAUCAUAAAAUAAAUUAAGCAAUGGGCGAUUGAGUUAAAUGAAAUCUUGCACAUACAGGGUCCUUUAUAGGUCGAGGGUAUAGUUUAUGAACCAUUACUUUAACCAGCCUAAAAAUGAUGUGACUUGAGUGUGUUUCAUGAUGUAUAUAUCAUCGCAAAUGAGGCUGGAAUAAUUUAUUUUUAAUAUUUUUAAUUUUUAAUAAAGCUUAUUCUCUCUACA
This is a messenger RNA of Xiphias gladius (swordfish), 2076 nucleotides long. RefSeq names its product centrosomal protein 57, like 1 (gene cep57l1). NCBI's taxonomy places the organism in Eukaryota, Metazoa, Chordata, Actinopteri, Istiophoriformes, Xiphiidae. The transcript is spliced from 11 exons. Gene Ontology annotation, cellular component: centrosome. The record is from RefSeq and is a predicted model, not a curated record. Gene Ontology annotation, molecular function: identical protein binding; microtubule binding; gamma-tubulin binding. The coding region runs from base 225 to 1679 and encodes 484 amino acids.